AUGCGGGCAAGUCGAUUUCGUUUAACUGCUAAUAUCUCGGAAAUGGAGCUUCAGAUUGCAAAACGUCAAAUAACAGAUCAACAAGACAUUAUUCCGAAAAAGAAAUCACAAAUAUUUCCCGAUUAUGAAAUAAUCUAUAGUUUUCCAAAAAUAAAAUAUUUGGCCAUGUUAAAUCUAGCAAAGCGUAAUCAAACUAUUAUGUGUGGGGCAUGUAUAUUACCAUGCGUAGGUUUACAAUGGAUAGGUUUUAUUUCACCAUCUGGUUGUGAAACAAUCCUACUCCUUAGUUGUUGGUUUACCAUUUCAAUUCAUAUUGCUACUAUACUGUUGACCAAUGCUGUUGGAUAUAUAUAUUUCAAUGAAAAGAACCAACAAGUAAUAGUAUCAUAUUUAAGUUAUUGGGGUAAAAGGAUAGAUCUAAAAACUGACAUCGAGAAUAUUAUACCAAUUUCAGAAUGUCGUAAGAACGUGUUUUAUAUGGUAUAUAGAGUAUUGAUGAUUAAAAAUUGUAAACACAAUUUGAAACUAACCAUACCAUACGGACAAACCGUUCAAAAAGAAUAUAUGGCUUAUAUACUGGGUAUUUAAGGGUCAUAUUUUGUAUUGAAUAC
Dufourea novaeangliae is the source of this 611-nucleotide messenger RNA. Its product is annotated as transmembrane protein 186. Bases 1 to 588 code for a protein of 195 amino acids. NCBI's taxonomy places the organism in Eukaryota, Metazoa, Arthropoda, Insecta, Hymenoptera, Halictidae. The transcript has 3 exons. The record is from RefSeq and is a predicted model, not a curated record. Gene Ontology annotation, cellular component: mitochondrion.